AUGAGGCUUCCUCUGCUUUGUGCCUCUGUGAUGCUAAUGAGUCUGUCCCAGUGCAGAGCUGUCAGCUUCCCUGAGGAUGAGGACCCUAUUAACGUUGUUGACUACCACUAUUCAAGGCAAUAUCCAGUAUUUAGAGGACGCCCUUCAGGCAAUGAAUCUCAGCACAGACUGGACUUCCAACUGAUGUUGAAAAUUCGAGACACACUUUAUAUUGCUGGCAGGGACCAAGUUUACACUGUAAACUUAAAUGAAGUUCCAAAAUCAGAAGUUGCUCCAAGCAAGAAAUUAACAUGGAGGUCAAGGCAGCAGGACAGAGAGAACUGUGCUAUGAAAGGCAAACAUAAAGAUGAAUGCCAUAACUUCAUUAAAGUUUUUGUUCCAAGAAACGAUGAGAUGGUGUUUGUCUGCGGAACGAAUGCAUUUAACCCUAUGUGCAGAUACUAUCGGCUGAAUACCUUAGAGUACGAUGGGGAGGAAAUUAGCGGUUUGGCAAGAUGCCCAUUUGAUGCCAGACAAACCAAUGUCGCCCUCUUUGCUGAUGGAAAAUUGUAUUCAGCAACAGUAGCGGAUUUCUUGGCAAGUGAUGCUGUUAUUUAUCGCAGCAUGGGGGAUGGAUCCGCCCUAAGAACAAUAAAGUAUGAUUCCAAAUGGAUAAAAGAACCACACUUCCUUCAUGCCAUAGAAUAUGGGAACUACGUUUAUUUCUUCUUCCGAGAAAUUGCUGUAGAGCACAAUAAUUUAGGCAAGGCUGUGUAUUCCCGUGUGGCACGCAUAUGCAAAAAUGACAUGGGGGGGUCCCAAAGAGUUCUGGAAAAACACUGGACAUCCUUUCUGAAAGCUCGGCUUAACUGCUCAGUUCCCGGGGAUUCAUUUUUCUACUUUGAUGUUCUGCAGUCUAUCACAGACAUAAUAGAAAUCAAUGGAGUCCCCACAGUUGUCGGUGUAUUCACCACACAGCUUAACAGCAUCCCUGGUUCAGCAGUCUGUGCUUUCAGCAUGGAUGACAUUGAAAAAGUCUUCAAAGGGAGAUUUAAAGAACAAAAGACUCCUGACUCUGUUUGGACAGCUGUACCUGAAGACAAAGUACCAAAGCCAAGACCUGGCUGCUGUGCAAAACACGGCCUAGCAGAGGCUUACAAAACCUCCAUUGAUUUCCCAGACGAAACACUCUCCUUCAUCAAAUCUCAUCCUUUGAUGGAUUCAGCUGUUCCCUCAGUCUUUGAGGAGCCCUGGUUUACCAAAACACGUGUCAGAUACAGAUUGACAGCAAUUGCUGUGGACCACGCGGCUGGACCAUACCAGAACUACACAGUCAUAUUUGUUGGCUCCGAAGCAGGAGUAGUACUUAAAAUCUUGGCAAAGACCAGGCCUUUUUCUUUGAAUGACAGCGUAUUACUGGAAGAGAUUGAAGCAUAUAAUCAUGCAAAGUGUAAUACUGAGAGCGAGGAGGACAGAAGAGUCAUUUCCCUUCAGCUGGAUAGAGACCACCAUGCUCUGUUCGUGGCAUUCUCCAGCUGCGUCAUUAGAAUUCCUCUGAGUCGGUGUGAGCGUCACGGUUCAUGUAAAAAGUCAUGUAUUGCUUCACGAGACCCAUAUUGUGGCUGGUUAGACCACGAGACUUGUGGAAGAGUGACACCAGGCAUGCUCACCGGAGGAUAUGUACAAGACGUCGAAUACGGCAACACAGCGCAGCUCGGGGACUGCCAUGAAAUUUUGCCUACUACAGCUACAUCAGAUUACAAAAUAUUUGGCGACCCAACAUCUGACAUGGAGUUCUCCUCAGCUUCCAUUACCACAAUGGCAAGUAUCCCAGUUAUAUCACCUAAAGUGAUUGGUUCCUGGAAACCUAAAGUGACUGGCUCUCGGAAAUUUGUAGUUCAAGAUGACCCAAACACUUCUGAUUAUUCUGAUCCAUUAUCAGGUGUCCCAAAGGGUGUCAGGUGGGAAGUACAAUCAGGAGAGUCCAACCAAAUGGUGCAUAUGAAUGUCCUAAUCACUUGUGUCUUUGCUGCUUUUGUCCUGGGAGCCUUUAUUGCGGGAGUGGCUGUUUACUGUUACCGGGAUAUGUUUGUACGGAAAUCCAGAAAAAUACACAAAGAUGCAGAAUCGGCUCAGUCCUGUACUGACUCCAGCGGGAGCUUUGCUAAACUGAAUGGGCUGUUUGAUAGUCCUGUCAAGGAAUAUCAACAAAACAUUGAUUCACCCAAACUUUACACAAACCUGUUGACUAGCAGAAAGGAGCUGCCACCAAACGGUGACACUAAGUCCAUGAUGAUGGACCACAGGGGCCAGCCUCCGGAAUUAGCCGCGCUUCCAACUCCUGAGUCUACACCAGUUCUUCAACAGAAGACUCUGCAGGCUAUGAAAAGUCAGUCGGACAAAGGGCAUAGUAACCUCAAUGCUUCACGAAAGGAAGCCCCACUAAAAAGCCCUCAGUUUUUUCCUUCCAGUCCUCCACCCCACUCUCCUUUAAGUCACGGACACAUUCCUAGUGCUAUCGUUCUUCCCAACGCUACCCACGAUUACAAUACAUCUUUCUCAAAUUCUAAUGCGCACAAGGCAGACAAAAAGAUGCAACAUAUUGAUCAUCCACUUACAAAAUCAUCCAGCAAAAGAGACCACAGGAGAUCUGUUGACUCCAGGAACACCCUGAAUGAUUUUCUAAAACACUUGAAUGAAACUACUAGUAAUCCCAAAGCAAUUCUGGGAGAUAUUCAAGUGGCUCACCAGACUUUAAUGCUGGAUCCAAUGGGAAAUAUGUCUGAGAUCCCACCUAAGGUUCCCAACAGGGAGGCGUCUCUAUACUCUCCUCCAUCAACUCUUCCGAGAAACAGCCCCACAAAACGAGUGGACGUUCCCAACACUCCUGCAGUACCAAUGACCUCUUUGGAACGGCAGAGAGGUUAUCACAAAAAUUCUUCACAGAGGCAUUCAAUAUCUGCCCUUCCUAAAAACUUAAACUCACCAAAUGGUGUUUUGUUAUCCAGACAGCCUAGUAUUAAUCGUGGGGGGUACAUGCCUCCCACGGCUGGCACAAAGAUGGACUACAUGCAAGGGACACCUGUCAGCGUUCACCUCCAGCCUUCCUUGUCCAGACAAAGCAGCUACACGAGCAACGGCACUCUUCCUCGUACAGGAAUAAAGAGGACAUCCUCCUUAAAACCCGAUGUGCCACCGAAACCCUCAUUCGUUCCUCAGACAACUUCAGUCAGACCACUGAACAAAUACAGUUACUAGGACAUGUCUGUACUAAAAAAAAAAAUGAGUGUGGCAUUGACCUGUACAGGUUGUGAGAUGAUGUGGUAGGCACGUAAGACAGAGACUUGCUUGUUUAAUUAAAGAGAACAAAGUGGCCAAAGAAACUGUCUUUACUUCAGCAACAUCUGUCUUGCCACAUGUAGCCACAGCAAGACUUCAUGUACUUGCUAAGAGCAAACACACACAAAAAAACCCACAACAACAAAGGAAAGUGCUGGUCAUUACAUUUCUUUUGUUUGGAGCUAAGGAGACAUGUAGCACAAUGGGGGUGGGGGCUACUUUACUGUUCCGAAUAGCUAAAAAAAGUUAUUGGGGAAAAAAAUGAGUAAGCAAAUACUUGAAAAAAAAAAUGGGUUCCAUUUUAGACUGCCAUUAAGUGUGGUCCUUCCCAUUAAAUGUGAACAUUUUAAAAUGUAUGCAUUCACCUUGCCUCUUGCACAAAUGUCAGAAAAUGGCAAUGUCUCAAUGAAUAUCUGGGUUAAUAAUCAAUUUGCUGGAAUUCAGCCUCUGGCCCAACUGUAGCAUUGUUAUUAUUUUUUUUUCUCUCUCUCUGUGUGGCAUUUUGUUUGUGCCACAGAUAAGCUGUGCGUGUGUGUGGAUGUGCGUGUGUACUGUACACACUAGGAUGUACUUAGAUUCCCAUUGCAUCUCUUAUGCUGUGGAAUUGUUUACAUUGAGCAUGACUGAACAAACAGAUGACUCUGCCUUCUGCAGCCCGUUGGGUUCAGGUUGGAGACAGCUAAGGCUGAACGGCGCAUCUCUGCCAGCCUGCUGAGUGAUACUGCCUAGAUGAAAUAGUCAUCCAGUGAAAGAGUGCAGAUAUGUUUAAUUCCUCAUAACUCUGUUACGCUGCUAUUGAUUCAGAGCUGUGCAUUUCAACUCUAGUGUUCGGGGCUGGAAUGGGGGAGUUUUACUGUGUUUCCACAGUGCCUCCAUCCAAUACUUGGCCACUGUGAACUUGAGCCCCUGUACUUCUCGUUUAGGGCAGCUAAUAAUCAACUCACCUGGCAAAGUCCUGUGUAACUAGAGAAGGUUAUAUUUCUGUUGCAUUUAAUAAUGCCCUACACACUGAUAGACUUGUCAGUAAAACAGAAGAAACAUUAAUUGGCCUGGCAGAAGCAGUCUGUGAAAACUCAACAGUAGUGCAAUCAAUUUGUUUUUGUUGUGUAAUGUAAGGGUUUGUUUGGUUUUGGUUUUUUUUUUUUCCGAAGUCAUGCAGGUAAUGACAAUAUUCUGUAAAUAUUAUGUGUGAGUUUACCUGAAUCUGUGCAUUUUGUGCCUUAUUCAUGCAAAUGAUAAAAGUACUAAAAAAAAAAAUAAUAAAUCUGUCAAGUGUUCUCACUAUAGCACAUAUCUCCCGAGUGCCAGUUGUAAAACCUCUCAACAGCACCCAAAAAAAGGAUAAAAAGCAAGAAUAAUUAAUGGUAACUAAAGGCAGCCUACAAUCCAAGAAGACAGCAGCAUUAAAUCACCUUACCAUGAUAAACAUUCCACUCAGCUCUCCGAAGGAUCAAACAGUUAUAAUGUGAAAUCAAAUGAGGUUUCUAGGGUAAUGGAACACCUGCUAAAGUUGUGUAAGCUAUUUAGUAGGUUUUACAGUAUCCACUUGCAGCUGAUGUUCAACACAGAUGGCUGUUUUAGCUUGCAUACUACACACUACCACAUUGUUUAUUGAACAUAACUAUAGAAAUAACCAUGGCAGAGGAAUAUUCAUGAAUUAGUGGGACAAAUAACUGCAAUGGGUUUCAGAGAUGGUGGAGAUUUAUAUUAUGUGUUCAAAGGGGAGAAAAGGUUAGUCACUGAAAACUGGAUCUCUGUUACAGAACAAAGAAUAAAGGAUAGAAGUAGUCAUUUUUUCUUGUAAAGCUGUAAGGGACAUUUAUUUCCUGAGACCUCUGGAUCCAAAAAUCAAUGAUCUCUCUUCCUAAAUACUUCUGUCUUGCAACUAAAACACUACAGAUUAAUACCUAUUAAAAAUGUACUCGGUUGUCAAAAGACACAAACUGAUCAGAAUUCACUUUUUACAAAUAUUAAUACAGACUUGUGUGAAAAACAAAAGAUAAAUGUAUGUG
Messenger RNA from Apaloderma vittatum (bar-tailed trogon), 5330 nucleotides. RefSeq names its product sema domain, transmembrane domain (TM), and cytoplasmic domain, (semaphorin) 6D (gene SEMA6D). The transcript has 18 exons. Lineage: Eukaryota; Metazoa; Chordata; Aves; Trogoniformes; Trogonidae. Gene Ontology annotation, biological process: negative chemotaxis; negative regulation of axon extension involved in axon guidance; axon guidance. The coding region runs from base 1 to 3237 and encodes 1078 amino acids. The record is from RefSeq and is a predicted model, not a curated record. Gene Ontology annotation, molecular function: semaphorin receptor binding; chemorepellent activity.